Messenger RNA from Rhizopus microsporus ATCC 52813, 4665 nucleotides. Its product is annotated as ABC transporter G family member 21. Bases 301 to 4665 code for a protein of 1454 amino acids. Gene Ontology annotation, cellular component: membrane. NCBI's taxonomy places the organism in Eukaryota, Fungi, Mucoromycota, Mucoromycetes, Mucorales, Rhizopodaceae. The record is from RefSeq and is a predicted model, not a curated record. Gene Ontology annotation, molecular function: ATP hydrolysis activity; ATP binding; ABC-type transporter activity. The transcript has 4 exons. Gene Ontology annotation, biological process: transmembrane transport.
CAUUUUCUACAAUAACACAGUUAAAUCAUGUUAAACAAGACAUGAAAGAUUAUAUGUUAAUACGUUCAUCUUUUAUGUCAUGUCUUACCAACAUAAUACGUAACAAAUUACCGCAGCAGGCACUUCAUUGAACCCAGAACCCAGAUUGUUUCGGUCAUUCAACCAUAUAUAAUUUCUAGAUCAAAAAAUAUUUUCUGGCUCCUUUUUUUAUAUAUUUUUUAUUUUCUUGAUAUACGACCGGAAUUUCUGUAUUAUUAUUAUUUUAGGAACUCAUUUGUUCCUUGACUAUAUACAUAAACAAUGCAGAGUUCAAUUGAGCAAGAAAACGUAAAAUCAUCCAAUCAUCCGACACAGUCUGAUCCCUGUUCUGCAUCCACUACAGCUACUACUAUUGGUAGUGAAAGGCAUUACGGUUGCCUCGACACAUACGGUGAAUCAAAUGAAGUUCAAGUAGAUGUAGCAGAGGCAAAAAAUGAAUAUCAUGAAUUGCGUUUAGAGCUCAGCCGUAAAAGCCACCGGACAUCCGCUUCAAAAGCUGAAGAAGGAAAGGCAGCUGAAGAGGAUUUCGAUCUAGAUGAGUUCUUGCGUGGCAUGCACUCUGAAGAGCAAAAGCAUGGCCACAAGCGUAAAAAUCUCGGUGUUUCAUGGAAAAAUCUUCAUGUUGAGGGAUUGGGCGCAGAUGCAUACACAAUUCCUACUGUUAUGAGCUAUAUCACGUCAGCAUUCACAUUUUGGAAAGCAUUUCUACCAAAUAAAAACUGUAGCACAAGGGUAAUCCUGAAAGAUUUGACAGGGUGCUGCAGGGACGGAGAAAUGUUGCUUGUUUUGGGUCGCCCCGGGGCCGGUUGUACUACCUUCCUAAAAGUGAUUGCAAACAUGCGAGAUGCAUACACUUAUAUCGGCGGAGACGUUAGUUACGGCGGAAUUGCCCCCGAUGUAUUUGCAAAGAGAUAUAGAGGACAAGUGUGUUAUAAUGAGGAAGAAGAUCAACAUUAUCCCACACUGACAACCAAACAAACCUUAGAAUUCGCAUUAAAGACCAAAACACCCGGAAAGAGAAUUCCUGGUGAAUCAAAGCAUGAGUUUGUAGACCGAAUUCUUUAUUUACUCGGCAGCAUGCUAGGACUUACAAAGCAGAUGAAUACGAUGGUCGGUAACGCAUUUGUACGAGGUUUAUCAGGAGGCGAGCGUAAACGUCUGUCAAUUGCUGAACAGAUAACAACUCGAAGUACUAUCAACUGCUGGGAUUGCUCCACAAGAGGACUGGACGCAGCUUCUGCUUUGGAUUACGUCAAAUCAUUGAGAAUUAUGACAGAUAUAUUCAAAACAACAACGAUUGCAACACUUUAUCAAGCAUCUAACAGCAUCUUCAACGUCUUUGAUAAAUUACUUUUGCUGGACGAAGGCUAUGUCAUGUACUAUGGCCCAGUCAGUCAAGCAAAACAGUAUUUUGAAGACAUGGGAUUCUAUUGUGCCCCAAGAAAAUCCACUCCUGAUUUCCUCACAGGUUUAUGUAACCCCCUCGAACGUCAGUACAAGCCUGGAUACGAAAACAUUGCGCCAUCUCAUGCAUCUGAAUUUCAAGAAAGAUACUAUGAAUCAGAUAUAUAUAAGCACAUGCUGCAGGAUCUGGAAAGGUACGAAGAAGAAGUUCGUCAGUCCGAAAAGGCCAGGGAAUUUGAAGAUGCUGUUCGCGAGGAACAUCAAAAGCGUGCAUCAAAACGAUACCCAUACAUUGCAUCCUUUUAUCAACAAGUUAAGGCUCUUACCGUCCGUCAACAUCGUCUGUUGAUCAAAGAUAAAGAGGCGCUCAUUUCUAGAUACGGCACUAUUUUCAUUCAAAGCUUCAUCACUUCUUCAUGCUUCUACCUCCUUCCGCUUUCUGGCACUGGUGCUUUUGCACGAGGUGGUGCCAUUUUCUUCUUGGUUAUAUACAAUACCUUCAUGUCACAGUCUGAGCUUGUUCGCUUCUUAAUGGGCAGACCAAUUCUCGAAAAGCAUAAACAGUACGCAUUAUAUAGACCUUCCGCCUUUUACAUUUCACAAGUCAUUAUGGACAUUCCUUACAAUUUUGCUCAAGUCUUUAUAUACGAAAUAAUUUCUUACUUUAUGAUGGGUCUUAACUUAAGUGCCGGAAAGUUCUUUACUUCUUUUGUUACUCUCUUUUUCUUGAGUAUGUGCAUGAAUGGAUUCUUCCGUUUCUUUGGAUCUAUCACUUCAAGUUUCUUUUUGGCUACUCAAGUGACUGGUGUUGUGUUGAUUGCCUUUACAUCUUAUACUGGUUAUACAAUUCCUUAUAACAAGAUGCAUCCUUGGCUGUUUUGGAUUUAUUAUAUUAACCCAAUCACAUAUACUUACAAGGCACUCAUAUCCAACGAAAUGUCUGGUCAAAUCUAUACCUGUGAAGGACUUGGUAAUGCUGUUCCUUAUGGACCUGGUUAUGACGAUUGGAACUAUAAGGUGUGUACGAUGCAAGGCGGUGUUCCAGGACAACCUUUUGUUCGAGGCGAUGAUUACCUCAAUCAAGCAUUAUCUUAUGAUCCAAGGCAGAUCUGGGCUCCUGAUUUUAUCGUUGUUGUAGCCUUCUUUCUUUUGUUUACAUUCAUGACAGCCGCUUCCAUGGAAUGGAUUAAAUUGAAAAGAUCUGCCUCUUUGACCAAACUCUAUCUGCCCGGAAAGGCACCUAAGCCACGUACUCCUGAAGAGGAAGACGAACGUCGUAGGAAACAACACGAGGUCACUGAAAGUAUGGAAAGCAUCUCUACUGGUACCACCUUUUGCUGGCAACACAUCAAUUAUACUGUGCCUAUCAAGGGAGGAAAACUUCAAUUGUUGAACGACGUUAGCGGCAUUGUCAAACCAGGCCACCUGACUGCGCUUAUGGGUUCUAGUGGUGCAGGUAAAACUACCCUACUUGAUGUUUUGGCUCGUCGCAAGACAAUUGGUGUCGUCGAAGGAAAUGUUUAUUUGAACGGCGAAGCAUUGAUGAACGAUUUCGAACGAAUCACUGGAUACUGUGAACAAAUGGAUAUACAUCAGCCGAUGGUAACCGUGCGUGAAGCCCUUUACUUUUCUGCCAAACUGCGACAACCCGCAGAUGUUCCUCUCGAAGAAAAAAAACGUUACGUCGAACAAAUUAUUCAGUUAUUGGAAAUGGAUGACAUUGCUGAUGCACAGAUUGGUGAAGUAGAAAGCGGUUACGGUAUUUCUGUUGAAGAACGUAAGCGUUUGACUAUUGCAAUGGAACUCGUGGGAAAGCCUCAGUUGCUGUUUUUGGAUGAACCUACGUCUGGUCUUGAUGCACAGAGUUCUUAUAACAUCAUUCGCUUCAUCAGAAAGCUGGCCGAUGCUGGUUGGCCAGUCCUUUGUACUAUCCAUCAACCUUCUUCCAUCCUGUUUGAACACUUUGAUCACUUGCUGCUACUAGUACGCGGUGGCCGAACAGCCUACUAUGGUGAAAUUGGUAAAGAUGCACGUACGAUGAUUGAUUACUUUGAAUCAAACGGUGGCCCCAAAUGCUCUCCUGAUGCUAAUCCAGCCGAGUACAUUCUUGAAGUUGUUGGUGCUGGAACGGCAGGAAAGGUUACCCAGGACUGGGCCGAAAUUUGGCGAAAAUCCCCUCAAGCAAAGGCACUUGAUGAAGAGCUUGAUGAAAUCGAUAGAAAUGCCAUCAAGAACCCUACACGCAAGGCGCAAACCUAUUCCGUAUCUUUCCUCACUCAAUUCGGACUUGUAUUUGGCCGUAUGUCGCUUGCUUACUGGCGAUCACCCGAUUAUAACAUUGGUCGAUUUAUCAACAUUGCUUUUACUUCUCUUCUUACUGGCUUUACAUUUUGGAAACUCAAGGAUUCUUCUUCGGACAUGAUGAACAAGAUGUUUGCAUUCUUUGCUACUUUUAUCAUGGCAUUUACCAUGGUCAUUUUGGCUCAACCCAAGUUUAUGACCGAAAGAACAUUCUUUAGAAAAGAAUACGCAUCACGUUACUAUAGCUGGGUAGCUUGGGGUCUAUCGGCCAUUUUGGUAGAAAUACCAUACGUCAUCUUCUUUGCAGCCAUCUUUAUGUUUGGCUUCUACUGGACUGUUGGCAUGACAAAUACUCCUGAAGCCUGUGGUUACUUUUAUAUUAUGUAUGUCGUCAUGAUCUCUUGGGCUGUUACCCUCGGCUUUGUGAUUGCAGCUAUAGCUGAACUCCCAACGAUGGCCGCCGUACUGAACCCUCUUGCUCUUACCAUUCUUAUCUUGUUCUGUGGUAUGCUUCAAUUCCCAAAGGACUUGCCCAAGUUCUGGAGUUCCUGGAUGUACUGGAUUGACCCGUUCCACUAUUAUGUGGAAGGUUUAAUGGUAAAUGAACUUGAAAACUUUGUUGUGAAAUGUAGUGAUGAGGAUCUCCUUCGCUUCUCUCCGCCACCUGGACAAACUUGUGGAGAAUAUACAAGGAACUUUUUCUCUUCCGGUGCUCCUGGGUAUAUUGCUAAUCCUAACGCUACUCAACCUGAACAGUGUGGAUACUGUACUUAUAAGUCGGGUGUUGAGUUUUAUGAAAUGAAUAUGGGAUGGAGCGCAGCCCAUAAAUGGAGAAACUUGGGUAUUCUGUUUGCCUUCUUUUUCUUCAACAUUUUCUUGUUCUUAAUUCUUGUAUAUUUCAAAAGGAAAGCAAAACGAUAA